CGUCAUGCACUUGCACAGUGUGGCCGGAACGGUUUUCUAUGUGACACCGGAAGUACUCCUGAAUCAUCCCGGCGAGCAUUUUGGAAGCACUAGCACUCUUAGCGCUUUAUUCGGCGAAUGUCCAUAUAAGUUAAAGUUAUAUCUUAAGUCAUCCGUCAAAAUGCUAAUUAAAGUGAAGACUCUGACUGGGAAAGAAAUAGAGAUCGACAUCGAGCCCACGGAUAAGGUGGAGCGAAUUAAAGAACGGGUGGAGGAAAAGGAAGGGAUCCCGCCCCAACAACAAAGACUUAUCUACAGCGGAAAACAGAUGAACGACGAGAAGACGGCAGCGGACUACAAAAUCCAGGGCGGCUCGGUGCUCCACCUGGUGUUGGCGCUAAGAGGAGGGACGGCCACCCACGUCGUUCCGUCAUGAGCGCCGUAGGUGUCCUAUCAUAUAAACGCGUUAAGACAAAAACAAACAACACCGAGAAGAAGAAAGAAAAAAAAAAAGGAUGUUUUUGUAACCCGUAUUGGCUUUCUGGGUUGGACUCGUCAGUUUGACAAAUGUGCGCUUUAUUGCUUGUGAAUAAAUGCUGAAGUGGAGCUUUGUAUGGUUCCUCUAAGGCACUGUUCCCACCAGGGACCGCAUAGUGCCAGAUAAACACAGCAAAAUGAAGUGCAUGACAAAUACAACUCACUAUAACGCUGAAUUAGUGGUUCUUUGCAAUGUUCAUUAAAGUGCAUUGUAUCAUGUCACAAAGUUAUAACACAUGGCAAUUUCCUAUGAGGAGUUUUAUUAUACAUCUAUAAACAAUCUUAUUGCUGUGUCGAGUGCACACGUGUCAAACUCUAGGCCCUACAACUCAUUUUAUAUGGCCCGCAAAAGCCUGGAAAUAUGUCAAUAAAAUACUAGAGAUGUCCGAUAA
Messenger RNA from Nerophis lumbriciformis (worm pipefish), 908 nucleotides. It is a transcript of the gene nedd8l, whose product is annotated as NEDD8 ubiquitin like modifier, like. Gene Ontology annotation, molecular function: protein binding. The record is from RefSeq and is a predicted model, not a curated record. Lineage: Eukaryota; Metazoa; Chordata; Actinopteri; Syngnathiformes; Syngnathidae.